AUGGAUCUCGCCUACGACCAUAUCCAGGAGCAGUCCUUCCCCCAGGACAAUGAGGGCUCCUCCGACAACAACGACGGCAACAAAACAGAGCAACACUCAACACUGAACAACGACCUGCAAGAGGCUUAUCGAGCCAUCUCCACCAGCCCUUGGGGCUCAAAGAUUGGUGGUUUCUUCGGCAGUGUUGUCAAGCAGAGCGAGUCGGUCUACAGAGAAGCCCAGCAAGAGCUCACCUCUGUGGGGCAUGACGCCACCCGGGGAUUCUCCGACCUCAGGGAUUCAAUAAUCAACCGGACGCGAUCUCUCUCGCUGACCACCUCGCAGGCGCCGACGAGUGAUCAGGCCCCCGAUGAAGCGGAGGAGAAAGACAAGGAUACCACACCAACAACUUCCAAGGGCAUGUCCUCGGAUGAGGCCUUGAAAGAGUCGGAGACAGUGCUGUCGAGACUUCGUGUCGAGGCUGCUAAGCGACUCAAAGAUUUGCAGAAGGCUGAGGAUGCCGCAGAUGAGGCUCUGUUGAAGUUCGGCUCCAACCUCCGGAACUUCCUCCGAGAUGCCGUUAGCAUUGCCCCCCCGGAGGACGGGUCUGACGGCCAAAGUUCAACUGUCAUGUUUGAGAGCAAAGACGCCCAAGGAAAGCGGGUUAUCCACACCUCACGCUUCGACGCCCAGCUGCAUGUCAUCCAUACCACUACCGAUAACUUCAUCAAGGACCCCACUGGAUCCGAAUUCGACUCGUGGUCAGAGGGCUUUGACAUUGAUAAGAAGACUAUCGACAUAAGCAACGACUUGUCAAAGUACCCUGAACUCAGACAGACUAUGGAGAAGUUGGUACCGGAGCAGAUUCCGUAUGCCGAUUUCUGGAAGAGAUACUACUUCUUGAGGCACAGCGUUGAGACUGCAGAGGCCAGGCGGCGGGAUCUACUGAAGGCGGCUUCCGCCGAGGAGGAAGUCGGGUGGGAUGAGGAUUCUGAGGACGAAGCCGCGCCCGGAAAAACGACGGCCAAGACAGGGCGACCGGAGUCCGCCCAAUCGUCAACCACGAUCCAUCCUCCUGCCGACCGUGGUCUCCUAAAGCCAUCGGAAUCACGGAAGUCGAAUGAUGAGAAGUCGCAAGCUGAUAGUGAUGCGAGCUAUGAUGUCAUUGGAGCCGCUUCAGGCAACCCCAGCCACGCACCCAACAGCCCCAAGGAGUCCCGAAAGGGCGAUGACAGCGAGGAGGAGGACUGGGAAUAA
This is a messenger RNA of Phialemonium atrogriseum, 1236 nucleotides long. Its product is annotated as BSD domain protein. The record is from RefSeq and is a predicted model, not a curated record. Gene Ontology annotation, cellular component: cytoplasm. NCBI's taxonomy places the organism in Eukaryota, Fungi, Ascomycota, Sordariomycetes, Cephalothecales, Cephalothecaceae. Bases 1 to 1236 code for a protein of 411 amino acids. The transcript has 3 exons.